Molecule: messenger RNA, 1411 nt
Organism: Perca flavescens (yellow perch)
Lineage: Eukaryota; Metazoa; Chordata; Actinopteri; Perciformes; Percidae
Product: phosphatidylinositol transfer protein beta isoform
Exons: 12
Coding region: 189-1004 (271 amino acids)
Biological process (GO): phospholipid transport
Cellular component (GO): cytoplasm
Molecular function (GO): phosphatidylinositol transfer activity; phosphatidylinositol binding; phosphatidylcholine intramembrane carrier activity
Source: RefSeq, a predicted model, not a curated record
GGUGGGUGUCACCUCCUCUUUCCUCUUUCGAUGCCGCGCCCCUUCCCAUGCACACGGCAUCUUCCAGGAAGAAACCCCGGAUUAAGAAGAGUCCAGCGGUGAAUUAACUAUUUCUGUCACCUUUUUAAAGAGGAUUUUCAGGGUUUUCCACACUCAUAUGCUGCUGUUUGGACAGAGGCACAGUCAACAUGCUAAUUAAAGAGUUCCGAAUUGUCCUGCCCAUUUCAGUGGAGGAGUACCAAGUGGGUCAGCUUUAUACAGUAGCAGAGGCCAGUAAGAGUGAAACUGGUGGGGGAGAAGGUGUGGAGGUGUUGGCCAACGAGCCCUAUGAGAAGGAUGGAGAGAAGGGACAGUACACCCACAAGAUCUACUACCUGCAGAGUAAAGUGCCAACUAUUAUCAGUAAGCUCGCUCCAAAAGGUUCUCUCAAGGUUCACGAGGAGGCAUGGAAUGCAUAUCCUUACUGUAAAACCGUCCUUACCAAUGAAUACAUGAAAGACUUCUCUAUUAUGAUCGAGACGUGGCACAAGCCUGACAUGGGGGAUCAGGACAAUGUACAUGGACUGGAGAAAAGCAAAUGGGAAAAAACGUCGAUAGUUGACAUCGACAUUGCUGAUAGAAGUUCCAUCAGUUCAAAGGACUACAACCCAGAUCAUGAUCCGGCCAUCUUUAAGUCUGAGAAGACCGGCAGAGGGCCUCUGGGACCUGAUUGGAAGAAAGAACUCGCUAACAACCCCAGCUGUCCACACAUGUGUGCCUAUAAGCUAGUCACUGUUGAAUUCAAGUGGUUCGGACUACAGGGCACUGUGGAAAAUAUCAUUCAAAAGGUGGAGAAGCGUGUGUUCACCCACUUCCACAGAGAGCUGUUCUGCUGGAUCGACAGAUGGAUCGAUCUGUCGAUGGAUGACAUACGACGCAUGGAGGAUGAUACAAAGGAAGAGCUGGAUAAGUUGAGGGCGGAUGGUGAAGUUAAAGGCAUGGGAGCUGUUGACAAUGACAACUGACUUGCUAACUCAAUCACUCUCUGAUACAGGAGCAUUUGACUUCAUUGAGCAAACUCAAGACUCUUCUCCUCGGACACUAGACCUAGAACAGCUUGAUAGGCAUAAUCAAGAAUACCACACUUACAUCCUAAUAAAAUGUGCUCUUAAUAAGAGCUUAUUAUUGUAAAGCAAUUGUGUGUAUUUAUCCACUGAAGUUGAAUACAACUACAGCAGCUUUUAGUUUUUUUUUAGGAGACACGUUUGCAAGUUGGGGAAUCCAUUUUGAGGAUGAUGUGUUCUUGCUUAUGCCUAUUGGGUUCUCAUUUUAAAACAUUAGCGAAAAGGUGUGGGUUGUCUCUAAGGAAACAUUUCUGAUUACUGUUAUCCUUUUUUUUUUUAAUUGCAGUUAUUUGGGUUUUGUUGUGUGU